Molecule: messenger RNA, 4907 nt
Organism: Mirounga angustirostris (Northern elephant seal)
Lineage: Eukaryota; Metazoa; Chordata; Mammalia; Carnivora; Phocidae
Product: solute carrier family 2, facilitated glucose transporter member 5
Exons: 13
Coding region: 119-2086 (655 amino acids)
Biological process (GO): fructose transmembrane transport; cell surface receptor signaling pathway; adenylate cyclase-activating G protein-coupled receptor signaling pathway
Cellular component (GO): plasma membrane
Molecular function (GO): G protein-coupled receptor activity; fructose transmembrane transporter activity
Source: RefSeq, a predicted model, not a curated record
GCCGGGACGCGCGCCGUGGGCGCGUCGGUGACCAGACGGCAGCGGCGGCGGCAGCCGCACGCGCGUCCCGGCCUCCGUCCCCGCGGCGCCGCGGCCCCGGCCCCUUGCCCGCCCGGCCAUGCCGCCGCCCGUGCCGCCCACCGAGCUGGUGCCGUCGGAGCGCGCCGUGGUGCUGCUGUCGUGCGCGCUCUCCGCGCUCGGCUCCGGCCUGCUGGUGGCCACGCACGCCCUGUGGCCCGACCUGCGCAGCCCGGCACGGCGCCUCCUGCUCUUCCUGUCGCUGGCCGACCUGCUCUCGGCUGCCUCCUACUUCUACGGGGUGCUGCAGGACUUCGCGGGCCCCUCGUGGGACUGCGUGCUGCAAGGCGCGCUCUCCACCUUCGCCAACACCAGCUCCUUCUUCUGGACCGUGGCCAUCGCCCUCUACCUGUACCUCAGCAUCGUCCGCGCGGCGCGCCAGCCUCGGACCGGCCGCCUGCUCUGGGCCUUCCACGUCGUCAGUGCAUUUGUUAUCUUGGCUGAAAGGCGUUCGGCAGCAGUCCGCUCGCGCCGACCAAAGAUGGAGCAACAGAAUCCGACCAAGAAGGAAGGGAGGCUUACACUCAUACUUUUACUGGCAACGCUGAUAGCCGCAUUUGGGUCAUCCUUCCAGUAUGGGUACAAUGUGGCCGCCGUUAACUCCCCUGCCGAGCUCAUGAAAGCAUUUUAUAAUGAGACCUACUAUGAACGUAACAAUAACUACAUAAAUGAGUUUUCCUUGACAUUGCUGUGGUCUGUUUCUGUGUCCAUGUUCCCCUUUGGAGGCUUCAUCGGCUCCCUCAUGGUUGGCCCCUUGGUGAAUAAACUUGGCAGGAAAGGGACUUUGCUCUUCAACAACAUCUUCUCCAUUGUCCCCGCGAUCUUAAUGGGGUGCAGCGAGGUUGCCCGGUCGUUUGAGAUGAUCAUUGUGUCCAGACUUCUGGUGGGAAUAUGUGCAGGUCUGUCUUCCAAUGUUGUCCCCAUGUACCUGGGGGAGCUGGCCCCCAAAAACCUGAGGGGGGCCCUCGGGGUGGUACCUCAGGUCUUCAUCACCAUCGGCAUCCUCGUGGCUCAGAUCUUUGGUCUUCGGAGCCUCCUCGCAAACAAAGAAGGCUGGCCGAUCCUCCUCGGGCUGACCGGGAUCCCGGCGGCCCUGCAGCUCCUGUUCUUGCCCUUCUUCCCCGAGAGCCCCCGGUACCUGCUGAUUCAGAAGAAGGAUGAAGUAGCUGCCAGAAAUGCGCUGAAGAGGCUGCGCGGCUGGGACGACGUGGGCUCGGAGAUGGAGGAGAUCUGGCAGGAGGACGAGGCCGAGAAGGCCGCGGGCUUCAUCUCUGUGCUGAAGCUGUUCAGCAUGAGGUCCCUGCGGUGGCAGGUCAUCUCCAUCAUCAUCCUCAUGGGCGGCCAGCAGCUGUCAGGAGUGAACGCAAUCUACUACUACGCAGACCAGAUCUACCUGAGCGCGGGGGUGAACGAUCAUGACGUCCAGUAUGUGACGGUGGGCACGGGGGCUGUCAACGUGCUGAUGACCGUCUGUGCCGUGUUCGUGGUGGAGCUCUUGGGGCGGCGGGUCCUACUCCUCCUGGGCUUCUCCGUCUGCUUCACGGCCUGCUGCGUGCUCACGGCCGCUCUGGCCCUGCAGGACACAAUAUCCUGGAUGCCUUAUGUCAGCAUCACCUGCGUCAUCUCCUACGUCAUAGGACACGCCCUUGGGCCCAGUCCCAUCCCCGCGCUACUGAUCACGGAGAUCUUCCUGCAGUCCUCCCGGCCGUCCGCCUUCAUGGUGGGGGGCAGCAUCCACUGGCUCUCCAACUUCACUGUGGGCUUGAUCUUCCCCUUCAUCCAAGUGGGCCUCGGACCUUACAGCUUCAUCAUUUUUGCUGUGAUUUGUCUCCUCACCACCGUCUACAUCUUCCAGGUUGUCCCCGAGACCAAGGCCAAGACAUUCAUGGAGAUCAAUCAGAUUUUCACCAAGAUGAAUAAGGUGUCAGAGGUGUACCCAGAGAAGGAGGAACUAAAGGACUUUCCAGUCUCUGCUUCGGGCACUAACUCAAGCAGAGGAGCCUGUUAAGUGGGUCUGUGUGGAGCUUCCCUCCGGGGCUUGCUUUCUGACCGACAGGUGUCUGUGAACACCCGGAACUAGGACCAGCCCGGUGUGGAACGCAGGCCCCACUGGGACUGCCCAAAGGGCUUCUGUGCUCUCUCCAGACUGACCCACCACCAACCCCGACUCGCUGUGAGCAGGCGCCCCUCACCAAGUGGGUUCGCCGUUGGGUAGCUCCUAAUAACACCAGCUCUUACGACAAAAGUCUUUACUACAGUGGCGGGACAGAAGGAACCCCAUCUGGCCGGAGAAAUGAACUCCUCUGCAAUCCCACGGGUCUGCUCGGGACCGGAGGCAUUCUUCCUCCUGCCAGAUCCAUCUCCAGGAAUACCAGCCCUGGAAUAUGUGAUGUCCCAAGUAAUGAUGUCUAAGAACCUAGGGCAGGUCCCUGCGGAGACAUCAACGAGUCAGAGAUUCUUAAUCGUGAAUUAUAUCGCUGGAGGACAUUGGCAUUGCCUCUGUAUGCUCAGGAAAACACGUAUGAUCACUUCUCACCAACACAUGCUUCUUUCCUGUGAGCAGGUAGAAGACACGGGGGGGCGGUGCCUCCCUGCUCCUUCAAGCAGUCUGUGUUGGAGCAUCGGCCGCUCAAGGGUGCGGGUUUGUCCCGGAAUCCCUGCCUAGGACAGGGCCUGGCGUGGAGGAGGUGCUGAGACAGUAUUUGCUGGAAGAAGGGGAGCAGCGAGAGAGGAGGUGUUCACAGAGUGGUGAUUUUUUAAAAUUUAAGAUCGGGGCUCCUCUGCAUGUCUUCAGGUGCAUGGUGAACACCGAGGGGCCCUGAAAGUGAGAUGGGGAAGGGGGGCCGGGAGGAGGAGGGAUGCCCCCCCACACAUAUGGCACAUACAGCAGAGCUGGGGGCUUUUCUUAAAGACAUACGUUCACACAUGUGUGUGUGCGCGUGCGUGUGUGUGUGGCGGGAGGGGGGGACAGGAUGCGAGAUCUGCUCCUGGGCAUGAAGGAGGCAGAGCCAGGGACAGGGUGGGACAGAGGUAGGAUUAGGAGCAGCCUUUGUAAGGGUGGAAUGGGGAUCCUACAGGUGAUUAAUUAAAUAACUCACAGGAGUAAUGAGGGCCCAGAAGUGAAGAGUCCCCUGCUGGGGUUGGGGCACCCUUGACCUCCAGGUGCAGGGACCUGCCGUGCCAAGGGGGCACGGGAACCAGCCGCACACAGCAGGAGCUCUCAACACGGAGGAGCGGUCCAGCUGGGAUCUCAGAAUCCAGGAGGCUGGAGCCCCAGUCCUUGGUCCUGCCACUUCGUGAUGGUGUGACAUGCACUUUCUGCUCGGCUUUCCUGUAUGUUAGUUUCCUCUUCUGUUAGACAGAACUAAUAACAAGUGUCUCACAUGGUAACGAGGAUGAAAGAAUAUGUUUAUGGUGUUUAGAUCAGCGGCUGGCAUGUAUUCUGUACUUAGUUAUUUUUAAGAGCUUGAGAAUGAGCAUUGAUCUUGAGGACAAAUAAACCCAUAGGUAAAAAUGCAGCAAGAGACCACUAUCCAUGUAUAACUGGAAUUAAGCAAUUAAGUAAAUGGAUGGCAGAUGGUGAGAGCCAUCUCACUGGUGGAGAUAAGCCAAGACAGGGAGCCUGGGAUGAUCCACGUGGUCCUAGAUGAACGUUGGAGAUCCUGGUAUGAGCUCACAUUCAGUUUAAUAUAAACACAGAUAGCUACCUAUAGAAAUACUGGGGUGCCUGGGGGCUCAGUUGGUUAAGCAUCUGACUCUUGAUUUGGGCUCAGGUCAUGAUCUCAGGGUCGUGAGAUCGAGCCCUGAGUCGUGGAGCCUGCUUAGGAUUCUUUCCCUCUCCCCCUCCCCUACCUCCUCUCUAAGAAAAAGAAACACUUGAGGGCAUGUGUAUUUCCAUGGGUUAGGAAACACAAGAGGGAGGCAUGGGCCUGGUUGCAUGGGAAGGGAGGUGUGGGAUCAGGGAAGACCACAGCAUCUCCCCCGUGCAGAAGAAGCAGUAGGAAAGGGAAGGAUGGACAUUCCAGGUGAGAGAAGCACACUGAGGUGUUCAGGGGAACUGUGGGUCGGUCUGAAGUGAAGCCGGGAAGGUGUGGGUCCUUGUGAGCCAAAUUGAGUUGGAACUGAGUCCUCAACACAACCUGGGUGAUCACCUAGUCUAAGGGAGGACUGUGGCAGUAAUAAGGAUGGGGGGGGGGCCUUGAGUAGGGGGACCGGUUGGCAAGAAAUAAGGGGGCCCUGCAGAGCCAGCAGAGGUCGGGCCAAGAUGUGAGAGAAUUCAGAGAGAGACCAGUAGGAUUUAAGGACCCGUCGGCCCUCACAGGUGAGGCACCUUGCCGCCUUGCUCGGUUUCCGACAGGCCAGGGGUGGAGGGUGGAGGGGGCGGAGCGGCAGGCUUGGGGAGAAGACAGUAACAUUUUUGGACAUGUGGAGAUGGAGGAGCUCAUGAAAUAUGUAAGAAGUGUCUAGAAGGACAUGAGUCACGUGGCUCUGGAGCUCAGGAGAGAGAGACCACAUUCACAUAACUAUUAUAGUAUAUUGGUAUAAUUGUUGUCUUUUAUUGUUAAUUUCUUACUGUGCCUAAUUUCUAAAUCAAACUUGAUCACAGGUAUGUGUGUAUAGGAGAAAAAAUAAUGUACCCAAGGUUCAGUGCUAUCCACAGUUUCGUGGGGCUCUGGGAGGGGAUCCCCCAUGGAUCAGGGGGGACUACUAUAUUUCUUGCUUCCUCCUUCACGAUGCCUGUUUGUCUAUUUUAUCACGUGACAUGUACAUGUACGGAACUUCUAAAAAAUAAAUAUGCAUACACUGGAGGUUUGUGUUCAAAACUUUGU